Molecule: messenger RNA, 1086 nt
Organism: Stylonychia lemnae
Lineage: Eukaryota; Ciliophora; Spirotrichea; Sporadotrichida; Oxytrichidae
Source: the annotation of a GenBank genome assembly
AUGGGUAAAAAAUAACAAGUAUAGUAGCAGUAGCAGCCUAAGACACAGUAGUAAACAUCAUAGAAGCCUGAGUAAACAGAUGAGAAAAAGGAUAAAGAUUAGAAUCCCCAUGCACACAUCACUCUUUUUAGAAACCCAGUUUUAAUUACUUAAGUUCUGAUACUUUUAAUUGCAGAAGGUUUGAGAGCAACUUUUAAAUAUAUAGUGAAGCAUAUACUCUUAAUUAUAUCACUGGCGUCAUUAGUAGCUGCCUUCUACGUGGCACCAGGUCCACAUGAAUAAGUAUGUUUAGACCAUUAAUAGCCUUUAGUAUCGUCAAUCAUUCACAGACUUUAUGCUCUUUGCAGCUUGGUGGGACCUCAUAUUGCCAAAGUAACAAUGGCUUCUAAUGCUUGCAAUUAUGUGCCUGAGAGUUUGCCUUCUAGAUGGACAUUCCAUCAUUUCAAGCAAUGCCCUGAUUACACUGGAACUCCUACUAUUGCAGUAUUAUCCAUUUAUCAAGCUGUAAUAAUUGAAGCUUUCCUUUGGGGACUGGCGAGCCUUGCUGGUAAAAAGUCAGAUGAAUUUGAUGAAAUCCUUGAGGAAGUGAAUCAAGAUCAAGCUAAGUUAAGUUUCCUUGAGAAGUUGAAGGUUCCAAAUCCCCUUUUCGACUUAGCUGGCUUUUUAUGUGGUCACUUCUUAGUCCCAUUCUCUGUAUUUUUCGGAGCGACAUUCAUUGGUAAAGCAAUAGUCAAAAGUUUCUUUGUUAUAUUCUGUUUCAGUCAACAUUAAGUAGAUGUUAUAAUGUCUGCAUUAAAAGGUAUAAGCCCUAAGAUUUAAGACAUGCUAAAUGUAGCUAUUGAAAAGUAGAAAAAGACACUCUUCUCUGAAAAGACUAUUGAUGAAGCAAGACCAUUAGUAGCGGUACUAUGGGAAUACUUUGUAAUUGCCAUGGUUAUCUACUUUAUCAUCUCAAUAAUUAACUCACUCGUCCAAAAUUAUCUUAAUGAGCAGUAGAGAUUAGCUCGAGAAAAAGGAGAAUUAGGAGAUGCCCCAAGCGAAGAUCCCAAAUCUAAAGAGAAGAAUAAUGAUAAGAAAACUAAUUGA